AUGGCCGCGCCGACAAUAACCGUCCAUCAUAUAUCUCCUGGAGUCAUACACAGGAUAUAUCGUCGCGGCGCCGUUCUAGCCAUCACCGAACACGUUCCACCAGUACCAUUCAGGCCAGAUUACUAUGAACCGUCCUGGUACCGAAAGCCAGCAGACGGAGAAGAUGUCAAGGCGUCAGGUCAGUUGGGGUGGUGCUUAAAGUGGCCGCAGAUUGAAACUCGGCCGAAACAGGGCGCACAGCAACAUUCACUCAUGAUUUUGGAGGUCAUCUCUGGGGGAUACUACAGGCGCUCUCAGGUCUUUAAGUGCCAGUUGGACGGAGAUGAAGGGAGAGUCUAUAUGGCUAAGGCAUAUGACCCGGCUUUCAGUAAUGAAUACCCGUUCGAUGUCACAUGGGCCGCCGACGCCUCAUACAGUACUGAGGCAGCCGCAUACGAGGACAUCAAGCGGUUCGGAUACGAUGGCCAGUUCAGUCCAAGAUACCAUGGUUCAUGGACCUUCAACCUGCCGAUAAUCAAGGAUUCUAGCCCAAGGGCUGCUCCAUGUCCCAAUACACGGCCAGUCAGGAUGAUUUUAAUGGAGUAUGUUGAGGGACUUGACUUUGAUGAGAUUUUCAAGGUGAAGGUGGAGUUGCUUCUUUCGACUCAAGCGCGGCUCCACGUUCUGAACGACAUAUUCAGAGCGAAGGCCUUCCUCGAAUUUGCCGGCGUUUCCCACCGCGAUCCAUUCCCGAGGAACGUGAUACUGCGUGGAUCCUCUUCUACCGCGAGAGACAUGACAGCAUACCCCACUGCUGGUAAAGUGGUGAUCAUCGACUUUGAGCACGCAGUCGCUACACGGAGGCUACAUUGUUGCAUUGAUGCUCCAACAGAAGACCGACCAAUCAACCCGAUAUACCAUCAUUGGCGCCAUUACCCCGUAGAAUGGAGCUGCUUGGUACCGGAGCCCUACUUCAGUGAUUAUGCCGAAUGGCAGAAAUGGAUGGAGAAUUCAUGGAUGAACGAUCCUGCUUUUUGCGCGCCUCUUGGCAUGGAAAUAGCACCAUGGGCUAGGGACACACGCGACUGGUUCUCGCGGUUUGUAUGA
Molecule: messenger RNA, 1086 nt
Organism: Clonostachys solani
Lineage: Eukaryota; Fungi; Ascomycota; Sordariomycetes; Hypocreales; Bionectriaceae
Source: the annotation of a GenBank genome assembly